Molecule: messenger RNA, 1332 nt
Organism: Durusdinium trenchii
Lineage: Eukaryota; Dinophyceae; Suessiales; Symbiodiniaceae
Source: the annotation of a GenBank genome assembly
CAGAGUUUGUGGGGCCUAGUGAAGGUCAUCCUUUAAUUUAGUGCCCAUGGCGGAAAUAGAAAUCAUGACCGAAUUGAAGGUGUCGGCGAAGAAGCCGGCAUCAUUUUAUGUGAGAGCAGCUGCCACAUUUCUCCGGGGCACACGUGACAAGGAGCCCGUCAACGAAUUGAGAGUCACCGCGCUGGGUAGCACUAUAGAUGUGGCUGUCACUGUCGCAGUGCGCAUGGAACGUGAUGGGAUUGGCAAAAUCGCAACCAUUCACACCGACUACGUGCAGGUCUCCAGGGGACAAUCUCCACAGAUAUCCUUUCGAUUGCUGCGAAUCCUCCCUCCGGCAAUCCUCCGCGAGGUAGAGGUGAAACCGGAAUUUGUCGAGGAGUUUCUGAAGGUUAUGACAGCGCUUGCUGCAGGUGCGCGCGCAGAAGCAGGCUGUUUGCGGUAUGACCUGCUUCGUGCGCAGGAGAGCAGCUGCAAGUUUUUGGCUUAUGAGGUCUUCAUAUCAAAGAAGGCGUUUGAAAGUCAUGCCGCAGCACCUUACGCAAAGGCACUUGAAGCUUUCGAAAAGGACAGCCGAAGUCCUAUAGUGUCUACCUCCUUGUCAGAGGUGGAGGUCAUGGAUUUUCAGAGAUCCAGCCCUGCACCAGCGGAAAGCCCAACGGUGGUGAUUCUGGAAGUCGGCAUCAAGGGGAGCUGCAUUCCAGAAUUCACAGAGGUGAUGAGUGCGAAUUGCCGAGGAUCCCGCAAUGAAGUGGGCUGCUUGCGUUUCGACCUGCUGCGCAGUACAACCAAAGCAGACACCUUCAUGUCCUAUGAGGCAUUUGAAUCCCCAGACUCACUGGAGAUCCACAAGGACAUGCCAUAUACAAAGGCUUGGGGUGCUUUCCAAUAUGGAGACCAAAAGCCUGUGACCAGCAAGAGAGUGGUCAAGUACAAUGUCAUGGACCUUCACGCCCCUGAGCUCCUCAGCUGAGCCCGAAGAUGAGUUCGACUCUGUGCCCCUGCUGAGCCAAUGGGCCCGGUGCUACCCGUGCAAAUCGGCCGGCAGUGAGCCAGGUUGACUUCCGACGCAGUCUAUUCGUGGCAGGCGUUUGACAAAGUCAGAGUCGGGCACUUUUCGGACCAGUUGCACAUGGUUGCACUGUCUCCUGAGUCCACGGGAACCCCACAUAUGUGAACAACCUGGUGUCAAAGACAGUUUCGGACUAGUUUGCCAUUGUGGUUAUUGUUUGGAUUAGAAAGGUUAUAGCCGCUGAUAAACAUUUGGUGUGCACGACUUUGUCAAGAAGUCCUGUCGAUACUUACUAGGAUUAUCUAGGAUUAUCAAGUUUGCGG